UUGGCGACAAUAGUGGCCAUGGCGCGCGCGCUGGCGGAUCUAUCCGUGAACUUGCAGGUCCCCCGGGUCGUCCCCAGCCCGGAUUCGGACUCGGAUACGGACUUGGAGGAUCCGAGUCCCCGGCGCAGCGCGGGUGGCCUGCAUCGAUCACAGGUCAUCCACAGCGGACACUUCAUGGUGUCCUCGCCGCACAGCGACUCGCUGACCCGGCGACGCGACCAGGAGGGGCCCGUGGGGCUCGCCGACUUCGGGCCGCGCAGCAUCGAUCCGACACUCACCCGCCUCUUCGAGUGCUUGAGCCUGGCUUACAGUGGCAAGCUGGUCUCUCCCAAGUGGAAGAACUUCAAAGGCCUCAAGUUGCUAUGCCGGGACAAGAUCCGGCUGAACAACGCCAUCUGGAGAGCCUGGUACAUUCAGUAUGUGCAGCGGAGGAAGAGCCCAGUGUGUGGCUUCGUGACCCCUCUGCAGGGGUCUGAGGCAGAUGAGCACCGGAAACCUGAGGCUGUUGUCCUGGAGGGUAAUUACUGGAAGCGGCGCAUCGAGGUGGUGAUGCGCGAAUACCACAAGUGGAGAAUCUACUACAAGAAGCGGCUCCGUAAGCCCAGCAGGGAAGGGGAUUUCCUGGCUCCCAAGCAGGUGGAAGGUGGGUGGCCGCCACCAGAGCGAUGGUGCGAACAGCUCUUCUCCAGUGUGGUGCCUGUGCUGUUUGGGGGCUCCGAGGAGGAGCCUGGGGGCCGGCAGCUUCUCGACCUGGAUUGCUUCUUGUCCGAUAUCUCCGACACGCUCUUCACCAUGACACAGCCCAGCCCUUCGUCCCUGCAGCUGCCCCCAGAAGAUGCUUAUGUUGGCAAUGCUGACAUGAUCCAGCCAGACCUGACGCCGCUGCAGCCCAGCCUGGAUGACUUCAUGGAGAUAUCGGAUUUCUUCACCAAUUACCGCCCCCCUCAGACGCCCACGUCUUCAAACUACCUGGAGCCCCCCAGCUUUGGCCCCAUGGCUGACUCCCUCUUCAGCGGUGGGAUCCUGGCCCCAGAGAUGCCAUCUCCAGUGUCCUCUUCCUCCUCCUCAGGAAUGACCCCUCACUCAGGGAAUACACGCCUACAGGCUCGGAACAGCUGCUCUGGACCCUUGGAUCCCAGCCCCUUUCUGAGCUCUGAAUUCCUUCUUCCUGAAGACCCUAAGACCAAGAUCCCUCCUGCUCCUGGACCGACCCCUCUUCUUCCAUACCCCACCCCUGUCAAGGUGCAUGGCUUAGAGCCCUGCACCCCCUCUCCCUUCCCCACGAUGGCUCCGCCCCCCUCUUUGUUGCCAGAAGAAUCUCUCCUCUCUGCCAGGUUCCCGUUUACCGCGGUCCCUCCUGCUCCAGGAGUGUCUACACUUCCUGCACCCACAACCUUUGUUCCCACCCCACAGCCUGGCCCUGUCCCCGGCCCCGCCCCCUUCCCUGUAGACCAUCUGCCCCAUGGGUACCUGGAACCCGUCUUUGGGCCUCACUUCACUGUGCCUCAGGGUAUGCAGCCCAGAUGCAAGCCCUCCUCCCCAUCCCCUGGGGGACAAAAAGCCAGUCCACCCACCUUGGCCUCUGCCACCGCCAGUCCCACUGCCACUGCCACUGCCACUGCCACUGCCAGAGACAACAACCCCUGCCUUACACAGCUGCUCAGGGCAGCCAAGCCUGAGAAAGCACUGGAACCUCCGACUGUGCCCAGCACCCUCCUCCGGCCUCCAGAGUCCUCGCAGGAAACAGUCUCUGAAAUCCCCCGUGCCCGUGCCUUUUUCCCCCCAAUCCCGGCCCCUACACCACCCCGGCCACCUCCAGGCCCAGCCACAUUGGCUCCUCCCAGGUCCCUGGUUGUCCCCAAAGCGGAGAGGCUCUCGCCUCCAGCCUCCAGCGGCAGUGAGCGGCGACUAUCAGGGGAUCUCAACUCCAUACAACCCCCGGGGGCACUGAGUGUCCACCUGUCUCCCCCUCAAACUGUCCUAAGUCGGGGUCGUGUAGACAACAAGAUGGAGAACCGACGGAUCACACACAUCUCCGCGGAGCAGAAGAGGCGGUUCAAUAUUAAGCUAGGAUUCGACACCCUGCACGGACUUGUCAGCACGCUCAGUGCCCAACCCAGCCUCAAGGUGAGCCCCCAGCCAGAAAUGCACACUCCCAUAGAGUCGUGGAACCCCUCCUUGGACCAACACCCAACACCAGCUCCCAGGGCCUGCCAGCACAGAGGCCCACAUUGGUGGCGCUCGCAGGUGAGCAAAGCAACCACGCUUCAGAAGACCGCGGAGUACAUCCUGAUGCUGCAGCAGGAACGGGCAGCCAUGCAGGAGGAGGCGCAGCAGCUGCGGGAUGAAAUAGAAGAGCUCAACGCUGCCAUCAACUUGUGCCAGCAGCAGCUACCGGCCACCGGGGUGCCCAUCACACAUCAGCGCUUUGACCAGAUGCGGGACAUGUUUGAUGACUAUGUCCGGACGCGCACGCUGCACAACUGGAAGUUCUGGGUAUUCAGCAUCCUCAUCCGACCUUUAUUUGAGUCCUUCAAUGGGAUGGUGUCUACCGCCAGCUUACACAGCCUCCGCCAGACCUCACUGGCCUGGCUGGAACAGUACUGUUCCCUGCCUGCUCUCCGGCCAACUGUUCUGAAUUCCCUUCGCCAACUCAGCACUUCCACAAGCAUCCUGACGGACCCGAGCCUCGUGCCUGAGCAGGCCACACGGGCAGUCACAGAGGGUACCCUGGGCAGACCGUUAUAAUCCUGGUGAAGGUUUCCAAGCUCCAGGAACAACUUGUGGACACGCUUCUAACAAUCCUGGCUGGGCCGUUUCCCUGCAGAUCUGGAAGGUUCCAAGUGUUGCACUCGCCACCGCCUUGGGGAUGGAGAAGGACCUAGCUCCAUCCCUGCAGUGCUGCUAAUGCUAUGGUCCCUGGUGACUCCUACCCUGUCUUUGGACCUCACUUUAAUAACAGAGGGCCCCCGAAUGCAUUAGCAGCUGCAGCACUGGGGACCUAAGCAGGAGCUCUGAUGAGAGAUGUCGGUCUGUUUCCUCACAACUUCCUGCUUUGGAUAAAGGGUGCCACCCUUAGUUCCUGAGCAGGGAGGCAGAGCAGGAGAUCUUCUCUCUUUGCCCUUGCACUAGUGAUGUGGGGAGCUACAGGGUGGCUUCCUGGGUGAGGCCACUGGGGUCUGAUGCCAGGAGAGAACAGGGCAAGAGGUAACCAGAGCAUGGCAGGCAUCUUGCAUGAAUGUCGAUGUGUGUGUGCGUAUGUGGAUUUUAUAUAUAUAUAUAUAUAAAUGUUCUUGAUCAAUUAAAGCAAAAACUGUCUGCAAAGGUUGGUGUUGGUGUGACUGGCAGUGUGUCUAGGCGUGAAUGGUGAAAUAGAAGACUGACCCUGUGGGUCAUAAACAACCUUUGAGUGCUUUUGAUUGGGUAUUUUUGUUUUUUGUUUAUUCGAGACAGGGUUUCUCUGUGUAGCCCUGGCUGUCCUGGAACUUAC
Molecule: messenger RNA, 3490 nt
Organism: Mus pahari (shrew mouse)
Lineage: Eukaryota; Metazoa; Chordata; Mammalia; Rodentia; Muridae
Gene: Mlxipl
Product: MLX interacting protein like
Exons: 16
Coding region: 19-2748 (909 amino acids)
Biological process (GO): regulation of transcription by RNA polymerase II
Cellular component (GO): nucleus
Molecular function (GO): DNA-binding transcription factor activity, RNA polymerase II-specific; RNA polymerase II cis-regulatory region sequence-specific DNA binding; protein dimerization activity
Source: RefSeq, a predicted model, not a curated record